CAGACAUCUCACCUCUACGACCUUGGGCACCCGCGCAGACCUUUUUUUUUUUGCUUUCGCGCAGCAGAUAGGAGACGUCACAACCAACAUGGGCAACUCAUCAUCGGCAGCUCAUCCCGUCGCGGGCGGUGCCCUCAGCCAUCCGGGCAUUGAGGCCCGCUUCAAUGACCUUGCCGAGGGCGAGUCCAACGUUCCUAUCAACACCAUCGCCAAGGUGCUUUCAGCACCGCGCUGCGGCGAUUUUGGCAAGAUGCUCGUCAACGUCUUUCCUCUCACCCACGACGAGCCCGUCGUUGAUCUGAUCAAAUAUCGUCAGCUUGUCAACCACGUUCUUGUACUGGCGCACGAGAAUGCCGCUGUCCGCCGCUGUGAGAUUAUGUUGACCUGCCUCGGCUUCACGGGAGACAAGACUGUGGAUCAUGAAGGUCUCGUCAAGCUGUUUACAGUGGCGUUAUAUCUGGCCAUGGCAGCCAAUGAUGUGACGGUGGAUGAGAGCGAUGAUUCGGCGCUGGAAGUUGCCUCGCGUGUCAUCAAGGGCAUGGCCCUCACCGUUAUCGAGGGCACCAAAACCGAUAACCUCACGCCGGCGGAAGCGGAAUCCUUUAUUGCCCAUCACUUUCCCCGUUGCUUCAACGGUGCCUUCAAGUGGAUCGAGCUCCAAUAUGUUCCUGCCACUGCCCAUGCACCUGAGCAACAAAACCUGUAUGCCUUCACGACCGUCGGGGCAUUUUGUUUAGACAUGUACUUGCAGAGUGCGUCGUGGCGUCUGCUAUACUGCAGCAGCCAUCACGGACAAAGCGUCAACCGCUUUCAGCACCACGCAUAUCAAUACCGAGGCCCGUCUCUGCUCCUGAUCCUUACCAAGGAUGAGCACCUCUAUACCGUGGCCGUGGAUCAAGAAUGGCGUGACGAUCGCAGCGCAGCCUGGGGCGGCCCCGCCUGUCGCAUUAUCCGCCUUGAGCCCUCAGUCCACAUCAGCCGUGACCACGCCGUUAAAGUAUACUCAAACACCAAGACGCGGGGACAGGCUCACGGCUUUGGUUUUGGAGCUCGCCCUGAUGAGGAGGAAGAGGCCACGCUAUGGCUGAACGCAGACUUGAGCUCGGGAUUCACCAAACUGCACCACGACCAGCCCAUUGGCUUGCGCAGCUCAUUUGAGGUGGCCAAGAUUGAGGUGUGGGGAUGCGGUGGAGACAUGGCCCUCUCUGCACAGGACCGUGAGCGAGCUCGGGAUGAGCUCGUUGCUGCGCAUCGCCGCAAGGCUCAGCGUCCCCAGGCUGCCGAUUGGCAUGAUGGCGUUGACCGCACGAUUUUGCACAUGGGUGGUGCCCUGAAACUGGAUGACCAAGUGACUAUUGAUCUCAAGACGGCCCGGGAUGCGCCCCACGACCCUGCUCCACAAUAAAGGAGCUUGUUGUGGCUGAUUCGCUUUCUCCCUGGCUUCUUCUUAUAAAACUUCAUUUGCUUGCGGAUUGAUUUUUGAUC
Messenger RNA from Monosiga brevicollis MX1, 1485 nucleotides. RefSeq lists its product as uncharacterized. Lineage: Eukaryota; Choanoflagellata; Craspedida; Salpingoecidae. Bases 89 to 1405 code for a protein of 438 amino acids. The record is from RefSeq and is a predicted model, not a curated record. The transcript is spliced from 11 exons.